UCGAGUUGUUGAUGUACCACCGUAUGGCUGCGAAAAGAUGAUAAAUACGAAGUAAUAUGGAGUAAUACCAAACUUUGAUUUGUACAUAACAAUUCGAUAUCAGUAAAAAUAUAACGAGAUAUUGUGUAAUAUUUAUUAUAACACGUAUAUUGAUAUAUUAAGUUAUCAAUUAUACGGAAAAGCGUUUGACGUGCAGAAUGUGUUAGUUUGACAUUAUAACCAAAUAAAGGCGAAUACGAAUAUUGAAUAAAAACGGCGGAAUAAAAAAAGGAUAGAUGGAAGAUAGAAUAGAUUAAAUUUAUUUAUUGUUAAGAUGUUAUGCUAACCAAACGUGUUUACUCGUGAGACAUGGAUAACAUCGAAUUGCUGUUCUUCGAUACAUUUUCCCACGACAUUUCGGAGGAAUUGAAUUUGGACCUGGUGCAAUUUCCCAAGCCUGUUUAUAUCAGUGAAGUUAGAAUAAUUCCAUUGGGCGCCAGAGUACAGGCAGACUUUCCAGGAGGAGUACGACUUGGAGCGACCAAUCCUUCGCAAUUUGAGAUUGAAUUCUUUGUAAACGAUCUCAGCAAACCCGGGGCUUCCACUUUUGAGUUUCUAGGUGGAUUAGAGUACAAACAAAAUAUCCAUAUUCAACUGGAAUGCGAACGGAAGCAAAUACCGACAGAUGGAUUGGUGCUAAGAGGAUGGUACACCACUAUAACACUGGCUGUGUAUGGUACUUUGACAAAAUCUCUGAACAAUCCCCAGGAAGCCAUCAGUUCGGCAGCUGGCUCCACCGCGUGCGUCAGUUCCAUAGAAGAAAAUCCUGAAAACACGGUGCAGAUUUCUUCCGAACAGCAGUCUGAAUGGUAUUACGAGAAUCAGCAUCAAACGAAUUUAUCGCAGGAAACAUGUGUAACGGCAACUCCAUCGCCACAACCGAUCCAGGUGGUGGAGCCAUCCAGGACAUCCACUUCGGACGCGGGAAAGACGGACUCGCGACAAUGGGAGGAAGAGACGUCUAACGCGGGUGAAAAAUCGUCGAAGCGACCUUUGUCCCCUCCCACCGAAUCUCUGAUCUCUCUGAGCCCCGAGUCCAUCUCCGCCGAGGAAGAGGAAGCGGAGCAACAGGAAGCUGGCGAGCCACUGGAAACUGGCGAGCCUUUCGAGCCAAUAUUAUCAGAUGAGGACAUAAUGACCGACGAUGUCCCAUCCACAGCCGAAUUCGAGUGCGAGGCGUCCCAGAUCGAUGAAAUCUACUCGAUAGUGCCGCCAGACUUGUUGAGUUUAGAGAAGCUGGGAAGCUUGGAGGACACUUGCGUGAACCGCGAGACCCUGGUGAAAAUCAGAGAGAUUCUACAGUCCCUUUCGAAAUCGGUCUCGCAUUUCUACAAUGCGUCCGGUCAGGAAAAGGAAACAUUCGUUCACAAUUGCGAGACUCUGUGCGCCAUGUUAGGCCCGUUUGACUCCGACGAAAACGAUAUCAAUGACUUGACCGACGUGGUCAAUGCUGGCUUGGAUAUGGAGCUCGCGAGGGCCCAACCACAACCAGCAUAUAAAGUGCGUCACGUGAAGGUGGGAGUUCGCCUGGCGGAAGCUCUCUGCAGAUUAUCGAGGGGUCCGGAGAUUCUGUUGAAAGUCGAAGCUCCGUAUAAAUUACUAUCUCUUUGUAUGCGCGAGAACGUGGCGUUACCAGUGAAACUCUCUGCUCUAAGAGCUCUCGAUGCCGCACUGAUCAGCCCGAUUAUCGUACAGGAGUUUCUGCGAAAUAAUCUGUACAGAAAUGCGCUAACGAUGCUCGACACGGCGAAGCUGGCUAGGCUCAAAUACGCCCUGAGCUCGCUCUUCCGCAAGGUCCACGUGUACGAAUAUCUAGAAGAGAUUAAGAAUUUCGACGAGUUUGGUUUAGCGGAGUUGAUGAAUGUUUACGUGUGCGCACCGACGUUGAUGGCGCAGCCUAAACGCCAGUUGCCGGCUGGCGCCCAGAUGGAAUUCGAGCGAGAGCGUACCCGCAACCCUCGUGCUCAUCUGAUCGCUUAUUUCGAAUACCACAAGCUGGCCCAUCAUCUUCUACUGGCGUUAUCUUCUCCCGGUUGCGAUUUGCAAAUGAGCAAGUUAAUCCGCCGUUUCCUGUUGCACCUCUCGAAUACCAAGGAGGGCCUGUUCUACUUGUUAAAGGAGGUCGAAGUAGUUCGAUUGAUAUUGAAAGCUCUGAAAUACGAGCAACCAGGCGCCGGACGUAUUCUGGCAUGGCGUCUUCAGGUUGCACAAUGCCUGAUUCGCCUGAAACAGACUUCCGACUGGACAAUCCUGAAGAAACUACACUCCUUCCUCAUUUUUCCAGAUGGUUUGCGUGCCAUUCUCACAAUAAUUCCUCUGGGCGAUUUCAUAGAUAUUCUGAUCCCUUUCUUGUCGGAUUCGAAUCUCUGCGAGUUCGCCGCCGAGGUGAUCUCUGCGGUCGUUCGUUACUCCGACAGAAUAGAGAUCUUCCAGAACCGUGCAGAAUUGAUACUGGACAAAACUCGCGAGCACGUCACCCUACGGGACGUGACACCGUACUUAACGGUCGCAGCUCAAGCUUCUCAUUGGGAUUACGGCGACGUUUCUCUGUUGGUGACGAUUAUCAGGAAAAGCGCCGAGAAGGCUGCGUCACUUCCCGGUCAGCUAAUCACCGCCUGUAGAAUCCUGCAUUAUCUCAUCUUCCCAUCGAAUAACGACGUCGAUCCCUUGGAGCCAUACAUUGAACUUAAAUACAGGAAUGCUUUGACCCAACUAUUCGCCGCCGACGGCCUCACCGCUCUGGUUGCUGUAAUGGCAAACGUGUCCGAGUUCUACGAACAGCCAUUCCUUCAUCGUGCUGCCCUGACUGGUCGCAGAGGCAUGGCGUUAAUUGCCCUGUUGCUUCCUUGCGUGAAGCUGACCAGAGCGCUGCUCGAGCGACUUGUCAAGUGCAUGGCGACUGACUUCAAAGAUCUCACCGCUGUCGUUCCGUUGCUCGGAGUAUAUUCUUUGAUUGAAGCCAUUCCAUCUAAUCUAAUGGUACAGACUCUGUCCGAAGAAAUCGUGGGAACGCUCCUGGUAUUCACCCAGGCCGUUGAUUCCGACGGUUCCGGCAACGUGGCUAAAUCACUGUGGACUCAGAUGCUGGGCGAAGUUCUAAAAAUGAUCUCUCUCCGUCCUUGCAACUUUAUGCCGGGUCUAAAGUUGUUAACUCGCCUGUUACCGUCUGUUCUGACACCAAAAGAGACCAACACUGAAGAUGCGACGAGGAUUCUAGGUCUAAGAAAGCUCUGGUCGGCACAUCUUCAAGCUCAGGCCGCGAAUCUCACUGAAACUCUUCGGCUACUCUGCACGAGUUGGAACGGCGACGUCUUACUUCUCUUAUCGACAGUUUGCAAACAGUUAAGCGAUCUGGCAGCACCGACGGCUCUCUUGGUUGGUAGGUGCCUUUUAGAUGGUAUUCUAGCUGCCACUCCUCUGGAAAACAAUGUUCCUAUUCUCGCUCUGAUCAGCGACCUGGCCAGACACGCGCCUAUGAAGGCUACUUUGCUGACUUUGACCAGUCCAGCGUCCAGAGCGCAGGUAAAGUCUGAUCAAAAAUACCCACCGGUCAUCGAGAUGAUGUGCUCCACUCUGAAAAGUAGCAGUGAUGUCAAUGUGCAAUACGAGAUCCUCAGCAUCUUUGAAACUCUAUGCAAUUGUAAUCUCAGUCUAGUGCAAGACGAUAACGAACCUUUAGAGAAGAGACUGACGCACUCGGUGCCCAGCAAGGAACCUCUUUUAUCUAUUCUCGCGGCUCUAAUCGAUAUCUUAGCGAUCAGCACCAAGUUCCAGACGGAUGUGAUAAAAAAUACGCUGCAUAUCCUCUUAUCCCUCAGCAGCCACAAUUAUGGUCUGUAUCAUGUAAAGAGCUGUCUGGAGAACAAUCCUGGCGCUUUGCGCGCGCUACUGGACCACGUGUCUAGUUUAGAAGAUUCCGAAACGAACCCCAUUGUGAAAUUAACCGUGACUUUCUUGGAGAAUCUGAUUGCCUCCGACUCGGAAACGAGGACCUUGCAUCUGCGUGCGCAGCAAUUGACGUCUUUGAUCUCUUGGGAGAAGAACGAUCAUCCCUUAGAGAAACUGAAACGCGCGGAGGAGCUAAUAGAAAUUUUGAGAGCCGCCGAAGAGAAAGAAGAAAAAGAACCUAUCCCGGAGAUGUUGGAACCUCUGUUGCCCACUCCGGAGGCAUUAUUGAAUCAGUUCUCACAAAGACGUCUUUGCACUAAUAACAGCCCGGCUCGACCCAAGAAGUUCUCGUUCGCGGCCAGUCAGACGCAAACCGAAGUUACGGUAGACUUGUUGGCGCUCGCUACUGAAUUAUUGCCUGCUGACUUUAAUCUGUUAGCGGAGGCGCAAAACUUAUGUUCUAAAAUACCUCCUGAUGACGCCAUUCAACCUCUGCAAUCAAAACCCCAGGAUGAAGAACAGGAAAGUAGGGUGGAAAAGCAGAUUUCUCCAAUGGCCAAGUCGAAACAGCCGUUUGUGACACCAGUACGAGGGCGGACACAGUUCUCAAAUUCCCUACGAGGUGGUCCAGUAGGCGGAGGGGUAGGCAGAGGAUCUGAUCCCUUUCGAUCGAGGCCCCCCAACACUUCGAGACCUCCGUCUCUUCACGUGGACGAAUUCGUGGCGUUGGAAACUUGUGGAGCACAACCAACCGGUCCCACCGGAUACAAUAAGCUUAAUAUUCGUGGAACGUGCCCGUCGCGCACUAUCAGCAGCGGUACCAGGAGUCGACCUUGGACACAGGAAAUACGUCCCACGUAUCUUCGCUAAUUUAUUUACUGUCCAUUUCCUUUCCUUUCGUACAUAUGUGUAUAUUUACAAAACAUAUCAAUUGUGUCAACAACAGUAUACAAAUUUUUUUUCAAGGGCUGUAUUUUACAGAAAUAAUAUUUUAUCUUGUAAUGAA
Messenger RNA from Solenopsis invicta (red fire ant), 4933 nucleotides. It is a transcript of the gene vir, whose product is annotated as protein virilizer. Gene Ontology annotation, molecular function: RNA binding. Lineage: Eukaryota; Metazoa; Arthropoda; Insecta; Hymenoptera; Formicidae. The transcript has 5 exons. Gene Ontology annotation, cellular component: RNA N6-methyladenosine methyltransferase complex. Bases 349 to 4797 code for a protein of 1482 amino acids. The record is from RefSeq and is a predicted model, not a curated record.